UCCCGCUGGCUGUGUUGACUGUCGCUUGAUGUUUUCAAGAUUGUGGUAUUUAACAGUGCCGACAGCUUCAUACGGACGCUUUAUCCUUUCUAAAACUACCACGGGUGUUUGUAAAGACUACCCCUCAUCGUACGGAGUGGUUUGGAGGCUUUAUUUUGCUAUCAGAAUGCAAAUCAAGGAAUGUAUAGUGUCUGCACCAGGGAAAGCUAUCCUCCACGGAGAACACGCUGUCGUGCAUGGCAAGGUGGCUCUGGCUGUAAGUUUGAACCUGCGCACAUACCUACGGUUGCAGGCCACAUCCACUAGUAAAGUCUGCAUCAAUCUCCCCAACAUCAACACUUUCCUCAGCUGGGAUGUGGCCGUGUUGAAGCAGCUCCUCCCUGACUUUGGAGCUGAGCUGGGGAAUGUGAAUGAGCUUGAUGCAGAGCUUGUCAGGAUGCUGCGAAACUUUGUUGGUGUAUCAAAUGGAACCUUGGAUACUCGCAGCAUGGCCAUCCUAGCCUUCCUCUACAUCUACCUCUGUGUCUUUGCCAAGUCAAGGGAGUUGCCCAGUCUGACGGUGUCUGUGUGGUCAGAGUUGCCAACUGGAGCGGGUCUGGGGUCCAGCGCUGCCUACUCUGUGUGCCUGGCUGCAGCCAUGCUUUCUGCCAGUGGGACCAUCCCUUCUCCACUGAGUGACCAGGAAAACACAGCCAGGUGGGGUGAGGUGGAGAUGGAGCUAAUUAACAGGUGGGCGUUUCAGGGAGAGAGGAUCAUCCAUGGGAACCCCUCAGGCGUAGACAAUGCUGUGGGGACAUGGGGUGGCAUAUUGAGAUACCGUUCUGGGAAGAUAACAGCCUUAAGCAGGGUCCCAAUGUUAAGGAUCCUACUCACGAACACCAAGGUCCCUCGCAGCACCAAGGUACUUGUUGCUGGAGUGAAGGACAAAAUGAACAAGUUUCCCUCUAUUAUAAACCCUGUACUGGAGUCUGUGGAUGCAGUCUCCUGCACCUGUGAGCAGACCUUAACAGAGAUGGCCAGCGACACCCCCACACCAGAGCACUACAAUGUCCUGGAGGAGCUUAUUGACAUCAACCAGCACCACCUGAAUGUGAUUGGUGUCGGACACACGACCCUGGACACCCUGUGCCAGGUCACCCUGGCCAGAGGUCUACACAGCAAGCUGACUGGUGCCGGAGGAGGGGGCUGUGGCAUUACCUUGCUUAGACCAGAAACGGAGUGUUCGGUGAUCCAGAACACGAUCCAGGACUUGAGAGACUGUGGCUAUGACUGCUGGGAGACCCGUAUCGGUGCAGCAGGUGUGCAGCAGCACUCUCCCCUCGCUGUGAAAGAGCAGGUCCUGGAGGUUUUGGCGCGCUACUGAGACUCACUGGCCAUGGGUGUGCCCAAUGCCUUCCCUACAGGGUAGCGGGGAGCUUAGCUCCAUGACUCUGGCCUACCAAGUCUUCUAUUGUAAACCUUUCUGGGAUAUGUGGGACGGUAGCGUCCCACCUCGCCAACAUCCAGUGAAAGUGCAGGGCGCCAAAUUCAAACCAACAAAUAUCUCAUAAUUAAAAUUCCUCAAGCAUACAAGUAUUUUACACCAUUUUAAAGAUAAAAUUAUUGUUAAUCCAGCCACAGUGUCCGAUUUCAAAAAGGCUUUACAGCGAAAGCACCACAAACGAUUGUUAGGUCACCACCAAGUCACAGAAAAACAGCCAUUUUUCCAGCCAAAGAGAGGAGUCACAAAAAGCACAAAUAGAGAAAAUGAAUCACUAACCUUUGAUCUUCAUCAGAUGACACUCAUAGGACUUCAUGUUACACAAUACAUGCAUGUUUUGUUUGCUGAAGUGCAUAUUUAUAUUUAAAAAAAAUCAUUUUACAUUGGCGCGUUACGUUCAGUAGUUCUAAAACAUGCAGUGAUUGUGCAGAGAGCCACAUCAAUUUACAGAAAUGCUCAUCAUAAAUGUUGAUUAAAAAUACAAGUGUUAUACAUGGAAUUAGAGAUAUACUUCUCCUUAAUGCAACCGCAGUGUCAGAUUUUUUUUUUACAUUACAGAAAAAGAAAACCAUGCAGUAAUUUGAGUACAGCAUUCACACAACAAAGCAGCCAAAAAGAUACCCGCCAUAUUGUGUAGUCAUCAUUAGUCAGAAAUAGAAUCAGAAUGCACUCCCAGGAAUCCCAGUUACACAAUAAAUGUUUGAUUUGUUCGAUAAAGUUCAUAAUUUAUGUCCAAAUAGCUUCUUUUGUUAGGGCGUUUGGUAAACAAAUCCAAACGCGCGUUCAGGUCCAGCCGAACGUCGGGACAAAAAUUUCAAGAAGAUAUAUGUAUAUGUGUCGUAGAAAAUUGUCAAACUAAGUAUAGAAUCAGUCUUUAGGAUGUUUUUAACAUAAAUCUUCAAUAAUGUUCCAACCGUAGAAUUCCAUUGUCUGUAGAAAAGCAAUGAAACGAGAGCAAACUCUCUCCUGGCCGCCCAAUACAAGCCUGUGGCACUCUGCCAGACACCUGGCUCAAUCCCCUCUCAUUCACCCCCACUUCACAGUAGAAGCUUCAAAAAAAGUUCUAAAGACUGUUGACAUCUAGUGGAAGCCUUAGGAAGUGCAAUAUGACCCCAUUUACACUGUAUAUUGGAAUGGCAAAGAGUUGAAAAACUACAGAACUACUUUCCCACUUCCUGGUUGGCUUUUUCUCAGGUUUUCGCCUGCCAUAUGAGUUUUGUUAUACUCACAGACAUCAUACAAACAGUUUUAGAAACUUCAGUGUUUUCUAUCCAAUACUACUAAUAAUAUGCAUAUGUUAGCAUCUGGGACAGAGUAGCAGGCAGUUUACUCUGGGCACCUUAUUCAUCCAAGCUACUCAAUACUGCCCCCCUGUCACCAAAAGUUAAGGAAUAACAGCGAACAAUAGAGUUGGCUACAGUAUGGGUUGACACGUAAAUAUUAAUAGCACUUGUCUAUUAGACUACCAACAGUCAAGACGCUUUGUGUCAGGGGAGGACAAUAGCUCAUCACACACAUCACUUAUUUUUCUAACUCUGAAAUCAUGCCAUUUCAUGAGGUCAUGAAACUAAUAUUGUAGGUGAACUAGGCAGAUCACAAGUCACUUUGAAAUGUGGUUUUCUAGUUUUCACUAUUGGAGUAUGAGCCUCCCCUGAAUAUUAACAGAAUAUUAUGAAUAAUAUUAACAGAUGUGGGUUUGAACCGUUUUUCUAGGUUUUUCAUGAGCUUUUCAUUAGAUGUCUAAAGCGGAUGCUGCAGAAGAGCAAGAAACACUGUGCUCAGCAGUGUGUCUAGCUGAUGGUUUUGGCAGAGAGAACUAGUAUUAAAAAACGAGUCAAAACGAACCCACUGGGAUUAAAAAAAAUUCAAAAAUUAAGACCGAUGACCAACCUUGACUUUAGUGCUUAUUUGUUUUCAACUCAAGAUUGGUCCAUCUGUUAUUUUUCAGUAUGCGGUUUUUCGUCGUGUUUUUGAAUAUCAGUACCUUCGUUGACGUCUUGUUAAUUUCAAAAGAGGGUGCCAUGAUCUGUUUGUCCAAUAGAUGGCAGCAAAAUGUAAGAAUUCACUAACCUCAACAGGGAUUGAGUGAGUCAGAGCAACAGGGACUGAGCGAGUCAGAGCGAUAGAUUGUCAUUCAGUGUUUGCUUCAGGUGUCAAUACAAUGCCAUGGCUGAUGCACUAUUUGUUAAACUAACCUUUUAAAACUGAAAACCUUCUAGUUCUAUGUGUCACAUAAAUGGUGUGUGGAUGUCUUUUUAAAGGAGCUAUUGCACACUUGGACACCAUCCAAGACUAGUUUUUUUAAUAUUUUUUUUACAUAAACCACUUCCUCAAGAAGCAUAGCACGGAAAUUGUUUUUUCAAGGUCCAAAGCAAAAAUUGUAUUUCUCCAUACUUUUUUUGUGGUGAGACCAUGUUUUUCUGAAGACAGCCCCUCAAAGCUCUUCUUUCCAAGAGCUGAGUAUGAAAUUGAAAAUGACAGCCAUUAUCUGAUUUCUUUGGUCAUCAAAUAUGUCUGACGCAUCAUGCCGCAGACCAAGAAAUGCAAGGCCUUUAAAAAUAACUAUUGGUAGGUAGGCUAGGCUACAUCUCUGCCUUUCACAUUGGUUUUCAUGUUUUGUUAUUUAUAUUAACCAUGAUAUGCUAGAGCAUGUAUAAGAGGGGGAAAAAAUCUAAUCUUGAAUCAAUGUAUUUCAGUACAUAUCAGAGGAGGCUGGUUGGAGGACCUAAAGGAGGAUAGGCUCAUUGUAAUGGAUGCAAUAAAUGAAAUGGAGUCAAACGUGGUUUCCAUGCGUUUGAUGCUGUUCCAUUAAUUCCAUUCCAGCCAUUACAAUGAUCCUGUCCUCCUAUAGCUCCUUCCACCAGCCUCCUCUGGUACAUAUGCAUCCCGUAUUUCUAUUGAUUUAUUUUCAAAAUUAGGAAAAGCAUUUGUUUUUGAUCAGUGUUAAUGUUGUGUGAGAAAGGUGGUGUAGCACAUGAGGAAUGGGAGGCUGGCUCUCCAAGGCUUAUCAGUGAGCCUGGAUUAAUGUCCUCUAAUGUGGAUCAACAGCUCGUGGCGUGCAGUGACUCACGCUUACUUUUGUGCUGACACACACACACACACACACACACGGGCAUCUUCAAAUGAUGUUUUACUUAACUGCUCAUCCUCUAAGCAUAACAGAAAUUUCUGCCUAUGCUGCAUUCGUAUAAGAUAUGGAUUAGCCUAAUUUAGAAAACUUCUCAUUUCGGGAAAGGUCAGUUGGGGAUAUCUGAGUCUUAAAUCUAAAUUUUUAUUUAAUUUUAAAUGUCAUGAAGAUUGAGUAGUGUGGACCUGGCAGUGUGUAUGAAUGAACGGCAUUUGUCACAUGCCCCCCCCCCCCCCCUCCAUCCCUUUCCGCCUGUCGCCCCUCUCGUCCCCCUGAAUUGUGUCAUCUUUAUGUCAGUGCUGCCCCCGUCACUGCUCUGCACAGUCUCCCCUAACCCCCGCUGCAAUUUAAUUACCACUGCACUUUUCAAUUGAAAUGGCAUUGACGAGGGGGGACAAGAGGGAGACAGCAGCCCAGCCGUGCCCGUUUCAUUUUAAGCUCCUCUUUCUUCUCUACUUUCUCUCUCCUUUUACCCCUGCGAGGCACAGAUGUUUUUUUUAUCAAUGUCAGUGCCAGCUUCUUUUUGCUCUGAUGAAUAGAUUCUAAGAAGGCCCUGACAUUAUUUCAGAUAACAGAAGGAGCAAUGAAAGGGGGUCAAGGAUAGAGGGAGAAUGACAGCACUGGAGAUGACAUGAAAAGCCAAAAGAGAGAAUGUGUAAAUUAUCUAUUUUUUUUGUGGUUUUGUUUUCACAAAGUGUGCAGUGUUUGAAUCAUUAUGGGAGAAUAAUAAGGGAUGCAGAAAUUGUACUGCUCAAGCAAAAGUAACGCAAUGGUUAAUUUUGUUAUGGAAAUGUUGUGAUCAUGAUCACUAUGGCACCACCAUCCCUCUGGUCUCAAUGAGCUGGUGAAAUGUUGUCAUGACCCAUUCACUUUCAACACACAAUUGGAACUGGCAGACAAUAUACCACUUUGUUCUUGGCCAUGACUGUUUGCCUAUACAUGUUUUUCCUUGCAGGUCAUUAUAUCGGUAUCUAUGUCAGUUGGAGAUUUUGAGUACAGUAUGUGGUCAUUAACAUUUAGUCGUUUCUUAGGAUCCCCAUUAGCUGUUGCCAAGGCAGCAGUGUGUGCGUGCAUGUCCAUCCUCUCCCAGCCUACAGGCACAGACAGACGGCUGACUAACAUCAGCCCCCCCCACCACACACUCAUUAGGGCUCUGUGACCCUCCUGUGGGGAGGUUGCCCUUUUAGGGAAGUGACGGGGCGGAGGGGGGCAGGGGCAACUGGCUGUGGUGAAAGCAGGCAUCUGCUGACCCUAUUAAAGCCAGUGGGGUGUGGUGGAAUCUGUGACAGAAUUCCCCAGAGUCCAUGCUUCAUUUGAAGAGGACUGAAACAUUGGUACCACUUUGGAAAAACAAUGGGUCACUUGUGACUCACGUGAGCACUAACAUAACUAGACAGAGUUACCAGAACUACAUCAACAGGGAGCGUUGACCACCACAGCACAUGACUAGUGUCCACUCCACAUACCAUAAUCAUGUCAUUACAUCGAUCAGGUAACUGGUUGUGUGAAGUAGUGGAAGAAACCUGCACAGUAGUAUGUCAUCUCCUUUGUGCUGGCAGCUCUUGUUUUAAUUGCAGGCUAAGGUUUCUCUUUUUCUUGUUGCCUUUGAAGAGCCUUGUUGAUUUUUAUACCACCCCUCAACUCUGCUCUACUCGGUUUAAGAGCAAAUCCCUUAUGGCAAAGUUACCAGGAAUGUAAAAGCAUAAAAUUGUCAGCAAUAUUUUUUUAAUUAUUUUUCCGCAAGACUGAUGUGCAAUCGAGACGUUUUGACAUUGAAGUUUUGAAAAAUUGGGCUCCUCUGCUUUUUAAAAAGAGUGAGAGGAAGUAUUGAGGCUGUAUUUUUAUUCCUGCGGUCUGUCUCGUAGAUGGGUCAGCUCAAGGGCUAGCUCAUCGCCAACUCUGUUAAAAAAUAUGUAUAUUUUCUACUGAAUGAGUCAAGUGCACCCCAACUCUAAAGCAGCUAUGCUCCUGUUGUUAUGGUUAAAUGAACUGAACCUGUCAAAUCCCCACCAAAACUUUGGCAAUAAUGAUUUCUCAGGUUGUGUAGUUGUCUUCUGUGGAAUUAAUGCUAUCUACUGUGGCAUUUGGGUGAAUAUGCUAGUAAAUGAUAUUGAAGUGGUUUCUCUUGAUGUCUCUCGGUUAUGAAGCUUCAAUCAGAAAUAUGUACAAUUCAUUGCAUCUAUUGUAAAUCUAGAGACUCAAACAUUGAUGCCAAAUCUUUAAUCAUGCAACCACCCGCGUUAAGAACCUGGCAUAGAACUCAAUGCAAUUACACUUGGCUUUCUAAAGAACCCAAAUAUCCAAGCAGAAAUUUGAUAAGCUGGCUAUUAUUAAAUGAAUGCUAAUCUAACUUGCAUACUUUGAACUGCCUUUUGAAUAGAAGAUACACUCAUUGUCCUUGGGAUACCUGCCAAUUUAAUUUAAUCCUGCUGUGUGUCGCCGAGGUUUUGAGAGGAUGAAGAUCUUCCUAUUUAAUCACGUCAUCAGUGUGAUUGACGGCCUGUUAAAGCUCAGUCAACCGCUCAUACUUAAAGAUUCAGCAUUAAAGUGAAUAAAUCAAGGUGAA
Oncorhynchus kisutch (coho salmon) is the source of this 7173-nucleotide messenger RNA. RefSeq names its product mevalonate kinase. Lineage: Eukaryota; Metazoa; Chordata; Actinopteri; Salmoniformes; Salmonidae. Bases 29 to 1363 code for a protein of 444 amino acids. Gene Ontology annotation, biological process: isopentenyl diphosphate biosynthetic process, mevalonate pathway; cholesterol biosynthetic process; isoprenoid biosynthetic process. The record is from RefSeq and is a predicted model, not a curated record. Gene Ontology annotation, cellular component: cytosol; cytoplasm. Gene Ontology annotation, molecular function: mevalonate kinase activity; ATP binding. The transcript has 11 exons.